AUGAACGCCGCCACCAUCCAAGCCCAGCAGGCCCUCAACGCCUACGGCCCCGUCUCAUCCCCUCACAUCUUCGACCGCGCCUCGUCCAAGAGAGUCUUUGCCGAAAUGCUCGGAUCCCGCCGCACUUCCUCCUCCUCCUCCUCCUCCCCCCGCCCGAGCGAGUCUCGCCGCCCCUCGGCCGCCAUCUCAGUCGAUGCCGCCCCCCAAAAGGACCGAAAGGACAAGAAAAAGGUCAAGCUGCCUACCGCCGCGCUGCCUCCUUUCCGAUUCGUCAACUAA
Messenger RNA from Metarhizium album ARSEF 1941, 279 nucleotides. RefSeq lists its product as uncharacterized. The record is from RefSeq and is a predicted model, not a curated record. The transcript has a single exon. Bases 1 to 279 code for a protein of 92 amino acids. NCBI's taxonomy places the organism in Eukaryota, Fungi, Ascomycota, Sordariomycetes, Hypocreales, Clavicipitaceae.